Molecule: messenger RNA, 1995 nt
Organism: Euleptes europaea (tarantolino)
Lineage: Eukaryota; Metazoa; Chordata; Lepidosauria; Squamata; Sphaerodactylidae
Product: vomeronasal type-2 receptor 26-like
Exons: 5
Coding region: 1-1995 (664 amino acids)
Biological process (GO): G protein-coupled receptor signaling pathway
Cellular component (GO): membrane
Molecular function (GO): G protein-coupled receptor activity
Source: RefSeq, a predicted model, not a curated record
AUGACGGAUUUUCAUUGCAGCCUGAUAACAAAGUUCUACCAACACAUCCUUGCCUUGGUGUUUGCCAUCCAUGAGAUCAACAAAAACCCCAGCAUCUUGCCCAAUGUCACUCUUGGGUUCCACAUCUAUGACUCCACCAUGGAUCCGAAAUGGACUUACAGGACCACCCUGGACCUCCUCUUCACAUCACUUGAACUUGUCCCAAACUACAAAUGCGGCACCCAGAAAGAAGUGAUGGGUGUCAUUGGGGGAUAUAGUUCCGAUACCUCAUUAGACAUGGCCAUUCUCUUGAGUCGUUACAAGAUCCCACAGUUUUCGUGCCGCUCUCUUCAAUCAGAAGUGGAUAAUCCGACCACUUUCCCUUCCUUUUACCGUAUGUUCCCUAAGGAAGCCCUUCAGUAUGAGGGAAUUCUCCAGUUACUUCUGCAUUUCGGCUGGAAAUGGGUUGGGCUCAUCACUCUGGAUGAUGAAGGUGGAGACCAUUUCUUGCAGGCAUAUGAGCUGAUGCUUUCCAGCAAUGGAAUCUGUGCAGCCUUCAUAGAAAAGGCUACAACAGAGGUCCAGUGGGAUGACAUAGAUUUUAUGACCAAAUACUAUGGCAAUAGUAAAGCAGAUUUCCUGGACAGCAAAGCCAAUGCAAUUGUUUUACAUGGAGAAAGUGGAGUAAUUAUGUGGCUGGCAGCAGUUAUAUCUUUACCCACAAACUUAAAUACCCCAACAGGUUCUGACUAUGGGAUGAGAACCUCUGCAGGAAAAAGAAUCGCUUUCAACAAUAGUGCUGGAGAUGAAGUGACCUUUAAUGAACAUGGAGAACUGAACGGUGGAUUUGAUAUUACCAACUUGGUCACUUUUCCAAAUAGGUCCUAUGUCAGAGUCAGGAUCGGGAGGCUGGAUCCUCAAGUACCACUUAGUCAAAGACUUAUCAUCAAUGAGGACAGAAUUAAGUGGAACAGACAUCUUGCACAGCUGCCACCUUUAUCUGUGUGUAAUGAUGACUGCAAGCCUGGUUACAGCAAGAAAAAGAAGGAAGGGGAACAAUUCUGCUGCUACGAUUGUGAUCCAUGUCCAAAGGGGAAAAUGUCAGACAAAGAGGACAUGGAUUCUUGCAUGACUUGCUCUGAAGGUCAUUAUCCAAACCUGGGACAAGAUCAAUGCAUUCCCAAGAUUCCAAAUUUCCUGUCCUUUUCCAAACCCUUGAGCAUGAUUUUAGCGUUUUUGGCUCUCUUCUUCUCUCUGAUCACAGCCCUGGUGCUCUCCAUCUUUGUCAAGUACAAGGACACCCCCGUUGUUAAAGCCAAUAACAGGAGCCUCACCUACUGUCUACUCAUCUCUCUCCUUCUCUGCUUUCUCUGCUCCUUGCUCUUCCUCGGAAGGCCUAACAAGGUGACCUGCCUCCUCCGACAAACGACUUUUGGCAUCAUCUUCUCAGUUGCUGUUUCUUCUGUCUUGGCAAAAACUGUUACGGUCAUUCUGGCAUUUAUGGCCUCUAAGCCAGGAAACGUUUUUCGAAAGUGGGUGGGGAAACAAUUGGCAUGUUAUAUUGUUAUCUUUUGCUUCUUGGUUCAAGUUGUCAUUUGUGCUGUUUGGUUGGCAUCUUCUCCUCCCUUCCCAGAUGUGGACAUGCAUUCACUCAGUAGAGAAAUCAUAGUGCAAUGCAAUGAAGGGUCAGUCACCAUGUUUUACUGUGUCUUGGGCUACUUGGGCUUAUUGGCCUCAGUCAGUUUCAUGGUGGCUUUCCUCGCCAGAAAGUUGCCCGACAGUUUCAACGAAGCCAAGUUCAUCACCUUCAGCAUGUUGGUCUUCUGCAGUGUUUGGCUGUCCUUCGUCCCCACCUACCUGAGCACUCAAGGAAAAGACAUGGUGGCUGUGGAGAUCUUCUCCAUCUUCGCUUCCAGUGCUGGCUUGCUAGGCUGCAUCUUUUUCCCCAAAUGCUAUGUCAUUAUCCUGAGGCCUGAGUUGAACAGAAGAGAGCAGCUGAUCAGGAAAAAGCAUUAA